Molecule: messenger RNA, 420 nt
Organism: Fulmarus glacialis (Northern fulmar)
Lineage: Eukaryota; Metazoa; Chordata; Aves; Procellariiformes; Procellariidae
Product: E3 ubiquitin-protein ligase TRIM39-like
Exons: 1
Coding region: 1-420 (139 amino acids)
Molecular function (GO): zinc ion binding
Source: RefSeq, a predicted model, not a curated record
AUGUCGGGUUGCGACCCCCUGGAGACGCUGCAAGUGGAAGCCAGUUGUUCGGUUUGCCUCGAAUACCUCCAAGAUCCCGUCAUCAUCGAAUGCGGUCACAAUUUUUGUCGCCGGUGCAUCACCCGGUGGUGGGCCGAGUUGGCGCGCGAUUUCCCCUGCCCCGUUUGUCGGAAAACCUCACGCCAUCGCGCUCUUCGACCCAACCGUCAACUCGGUAAUAUGGUAGAAGCCGCUCGGCAACUUCGCGGCGUCAAACGAAAAGCCGGCGGGGAAAGUCGUUGUCAAGCUCACGGUCAAGCUUUAGCUCGAUUCUGUCGCGACGAUCAAGCUCCCGUUUGCCUCCUCUGCGAGAUCUCCCACGCCCAUCGCGCUCACGCCCUCGUCCCCCUCGACGACGCGGCCCUCGAGUAUAAGGUCUGA